This is a messenger RNA of Folsomia candida, 1511 nucleotides long. RefSeq lists its product as uncharacterized. The transcript is spliced from 5 exons. Lineage: Eukaryota; Metazoa; Arthropoda; Collembola; Entomobryomorpha; Isotomidae. The record is from RefSeq and is a predicted model, not a curated record. Bases 211 to 828 code for a protein of 205 amino acids.
UUGGAGGCUAGGAAGUUGUGAAAUCUCAAAUAUGAGUAUUAUGAUAUUCCAGGGAUCUUUGUCUCAUUUUACUGUGUACUGUCGUAUUUAGUAAUGAAGCAUAAGGUCUGAGAUAACUGACCCAGGCCGCUUUUGACAAAAAAUUCUGUGGGCAGCAAUUGUUGUACGAUCUCAUCAUUUUCGCUAAUCGACAAACAGACUUCAAAAAACAUGGAUAACUGUACUUUUCUAAACUCAAGUGUGUCGACUUUAUCGCCAAAUUUUACACUUUCCCUGCCACCAAGAAGAGCAAAAUCCAUGGGAUUGUCCGACGUCGCAAUCUAUUCCACAGUGGGUGUGUUCUGUUUGGUCAUUGACGUUAUAACAUUUUGGGCAGUAAGGUCACGUCGCGGACCGCCUACCAACUUCUCGAUGCUAAAUCUUUUCAUCUCUUCCGUUAUCGCUGUUGUUUACCCAAUCGUGAAAAUGCUUAAGGAUAACCACCUUAUAACAAUUGGACCAAGCCCUUGGCUUUGCAAUUGCUGGGGCUUCUUUCUACGAUACUCUCUGGCGCUAUUGCCCUCCACAAUGGUUGGGAUUUUCUACGAGAUGACGAACGCUAAGAGAUUAAGUCAGACUGGUACUAUGUUAAAGGUCAAAGUCUUUCUGUCCGUGUGGGCGGCCACCUUUCUCCUCAGCUUGCCUGGAUUGGGGACUUAUCGUAUGAAUGAAGAUAGUAACUGCUUAAAGGUUUGCAUUAUGGACUCGAAACUACUACAAAUUACGUACGAGGGUAUUUAUACCUUUUUAAUAUCUGCUGUGCCAUCUAUUUAUAUGAUUUUUGGUUGAUUCGGAGAAUUGUGACAAAACUUUAGUUAUGGAUAACCCGAUUCCUUACGGCCUUCGUAAGAAAAUUAAGAAAAUCCGCUGGGCGUUCUUCUAUAUGGUUUUCUCUCUCAUAUUUUGGCUCCUUCCUGGACCAUUUAUUUUCAUUGUUCGCCUCACCAGCAAGAAAGAUUGGAGAGAAAGCGGGAUAAAUUUUACAGACCGUGGUUUAAUUGGAACUAUCAUACACUGUUUUUAUUCGGCACAGCUUGUGCUCCAACCCAUAUUUUUCCUCUAUGCUCACAACCAGCUUAGUUUGUGGGACUGGUUGCAACGCUGUCCUCUCCUGAGUUUUAUCUGCGCCAGGGCGAUAAGGAGGAAACGAGAACGUCAGAGGAACACAUUUGAAAUUUCGUCCGUGAUGAGGAUGGAAACUUAUGCAGCUACGAGUCAAAUUCAGCCAACUUUCAAAUAUUGAAACCUUUUGUUGUUGCAAAUAUCGCAUAGUUUUCUUUGUCCAUAUCUUAACUGGAAAUACUGCCAAGUAGUAAUUGAAGUGUACCUUUGAAGUCGUCAUUUCAAAAAAAUUCUGUCAACCCUCUGUCCAUUUUUGUAUUUAUUGAUAUGGAAAAGUGAUUUUGAUAAAUGUGAUGUUCUAAAAUUGGAUGAAAAGUGUGAUGUAAAUGCUUACACAUAUAAUAAACUAA